AUGAUUAAAUCAGCAGUUUUACUUUUACUGGUGGGUGGUAUCUGUUCUCUGAGCCAUGAAACUGUUAAAGUGAGGAUCAGCCAACAUGCUGUGGACUACAUUAACGAGGAGAUAAGAAACGUUAUCCCCACCAUCGAGGCAGAACUACAGAACUUCCCUUUACCUCAGCUGUCAGGACAGGAUUACAGACUGUACAAUUUGAAGCUCCAAUCCUCAAAGAUCGGAAGUUCCACCAUUAAGUUCCAGGACAACGGGCUGAGGAUUAAAAUACAGAACAAUCACUUCGUUCUCGGAGGAAACUUCUGGAUCCAGAAAAUAAUUGGAAUCCAGGGCAAUGUAAAGAUCAGUGCAGCCAAUUUCAAUGUCGACACAACCAUCGAUUACAACUAUAACAACAGAAACAACCGCUUGUCCCUCAAAGAUUGUAGGAUUAACAUUGGAAGACUGGAUAUCGACCUCUACAAUCCUUUCCUGAAUUUCAUUCUGAAUGUGCUCGGAGGAGCGAUUCGUGACCAAGCAAGCAAUAUGAUCUGCAAUGCUGUGAAGAACAGUGCAAUACCCGCAGUCAACAAAGCUUUUUCUAAUCUCCCAGAUGAUUACGAUAUCGGAAGCGUGGCUAAAAUCAAGUUUACACCUGGCGAAGGAAGCGUUACCGCGACCCAACUCGUCUCAUCCUACUUUGCAGCAGUGCAGCCAGUGACUGGUACAGUAGACUGGAAGUUCAAAGAGCAGGCCCUCCCCUCUGGUGGGUACACGGGACAGUGUUGCUUCUGGGCUUCCGAGUUCCUCCUCAACACCGCUCUCGGCACUCUCAUGCCUCCUGGCAAAAUCCAGACUACACUCGACGCUGCUCAAAUGGGAGGGUUACCCGCAGCUCUGGAGGUUAAGAUAGCGAACAGUGCUGCUCCGGUAGUGUCUCUGAACCCGGAGAAAGUGUACAUCUCCACGGCAGUGAACGUCACCGUGUACGGAGAGGAGGAGGGGAGUAGGAUCAACUUGGGGAGGUACUCCACAGAUUUCCACCUCCACAGUGACACCAACAUCUCUUACGAGAGUCUCAGGGAUCUUGUUAAACAGCAGAUCAACUACCAGCUACCCGUGUUUGAGAAACGAGAAGCGUGUAUUGAUAACGACAGCAACUGUGCCUGGUGGGCAGGUCAGGGGGAAUGUAAAGCUAACCCUAACUACAUGUUGGCAAACUGCAAGAAAUCCUGUAAAGUCUGCACUGACGACAAUUCAAUGAAAAAAGAGAAGUCCCCAGUCGAGUAUCUUCUGAACGACGUGCUGCCCUCCAGCGAAUAUGUACAGUUCUAUGAUGCACAUUCGGACAUGCUUCAAGGAGCCUCUAGAACGUGUGGAAAGUUCCGACCUACGCAGAAGACACGCCAAAUGAUACACGACAAGAUAAGAAAUCUCCUCCGAUCUCAGAGAGCAUGAUUGUUCAACUAGAUCGUUUGAAAAUUAGAUAUUUUUCCGAGAAAACCUGAGAGCAAUAA
This is a messenger RNA of Bolinopsis microptera, 1496 nucleotides long. RefSeq lists its product as uncharacterized. Gene Ontology annotation, molecular function: lipid binding. The transcript has 12 exons. Bases 1 to 1437 code for a protein of 478 amino acids. Lineage: Eukaryota; Metazoa; Ctenophora; Tentaculata; Lobata; Bolinopsidae. The record is from RefSeq and is a predicted model, not a curated record.